Messenger RNA from Lytechinus variegatus (green sea urchin), 7307 nucleotides. RefSeq names its product centrosomal protein of 295 kDa-like (gene cep295). Bases 113 to 7141 code for a protein of 2342 amino acids. Gene Ontology annotation, biological process: regulation of centriole replication. Gene Ontology annotation, cellular component: centriole; centrosome; cytosol. NCBI's taxonomy places the organism in Eukaryota, Metazoa, Echinodermata, Echinoidea, Temnopleuroida, Toxopneustidae. The transcript is spliced from 17 exons. The record is from RefSeq and is a predicted model, not a curated record.
CGCAGCCGGUCGCAGCGAAGAGAUCGAUUGAAGCGCAAGAUUUGAAGAAUAUUCGGGGUCAUAAGCAAGUCAAUUUCUUUUGGUUCAGAGUCACUGCUACAUGAAUUGAGCCAUGUCUGGAAGUGUCCGCCAAGGAAGUUUGACCACCAGAGGGAGUUUCCGACUGAGCCCAAAUGAAGAAGCAGCGAUUUUGAAAGAGGAGAGAGACAGAAGAAGAAAACUUAGACUGAAGCAGGUACGUGAACAAGACAGGCUGUUUGCCAAACAACUCCUCGUUAGGACCAAAGCAAAGAAGGAGGCAGAGGUGAAAGCUUUAUCUCUCAAGUUAGAAGCGGAAUGGAAGGCCGUGCAGACAGAGAAACAGGAGGCCUUGAAGGAGAUCUAUCAGCAGUGCAUGUCCAAGGUUGGAGAUGGCCACAGAGAGGCAAGAAACCAGAAACCUUUAGAUGAGGAAAGAGCAGCUGCUGCCCUGAAGAAUGCGAAGGCAGCUAAACAACGACAUCAGGCAGCCAUCUUGAAAGAAAGCGCUGAGAAGAAUGAGAAGUGGCAAAAAGAAAAUGCCCAUAUCAUAUCAAGAAAGAAUGCAUUAGAAGUUGAAAAAGUAAGAGCAUCCCACAUUGCCAACCUACCCCCACCUAAGAGAGAUCCACUGGCCGAUCUUGAUCUCCAGAAACCUCCUGUAAUGGUGACACGUGUGGAAGGAUUCUCGACAACUCAUUACCAUAUCCCAGGAGAAUACGUAGAAAGAGCUGAACCUCAUGAACAGGGUAAUGCCAAAUUAGCAGCUAAGGAAGAAGGUGAGAGAUUAAAAGAAGAGACAGAGAAACUCCAGGCGGAGCUUAGAGAGAGGCAGGAGAAAGCUGUCUUGAGACACAAGCAUGCAAAGGAGAAGGAGCUUCUAAAACAAGAUUAUGAGAGACUCCUGCUGGAGCUUAGUGAUCUCCAGAAUGCAGAUAGACGAAGGAGACAAGCUGUGGUAGCUGAUAUUCCUCGCCAGGUAUUUCAACCCCCUCACCGGAGACUAGAAGAUAAGGCUGAGAAACAGCAUCAGUUAGAAGAAGCCUUUGAAGACAUGUACAUGAAACACACAGACUAUGCAGGUGAUAUCACACUAGCCCUGGAACCCAAAGUCCCAGGCCAAGACACGGACCUGGACCUGACGACUGAGACUACAGGGAACAUGGAGGACCAGGACUCAGAGAUCACCUUGGAGAGACCAAGCCUUGCGCAAGAAGACCAGGUCUUUACACAGUACCCGACUGGAAGUGCCAAGGCCACAUUGAGACAGAGGCCAGAUGAGUCGUCUUUACAGCAGAAAACUGUUUCCUCAAGAGCAGAGAUGCUGAAAAGGCUGAUGGGCAGGGUCAGAGGUCAACAGGAUGACUGGAAGAAACAGCAAACCAAACUUCAAACUCCAGUGGCCUCAGGUCAUUCUAGGGUCAUACCAGAAUCACAAGAGGAGGAUGAAGAAAUCACUACCUCUCCAGAGUCUGGAGAAACUGAGAGUCAGACGACCACUGAGACCACACCCACCCAGGCCUUGACCACACCUACCCAGCCCUUGACCACACCCACUGAGCUAUCUGAACAUCCCAUUGAGAGUGGAGAGACCGGUAGCACUAUCUCUAGCAUGCCUAGAUCCCUUGAGACAGGGACACUGUCUGAAGUAUCCUCUGAAACAGGAUCUACCCUCCUCCAUCCAAUGGAACGUGCCGCUAGGCUGAGGGGUGAACAGAUUGCUCAUCAAGCAAGGACUCAGGAAGAUAUCAGAGCCAUUGGCGAGGAGCAACAGAAGAGACUUGAUGAUCUGAAGCACACUGUACAGAUGCCUUGGGACAACUCUAGACCAUUUAACUUUUCUUCGAUGCCACUUGAACGAAAUCAACAACCAGCAGUCCCACAUGAGCAAUGGCACCAUCAGAUGGCGAACACAGAUCAAGGGCCACAGUUAGAGGGUUUCGUCGGUGACAGAAUGCAACAUGUUACGGAGGCAAAUUUUGUUCCUGGAGUACUUGUGCAUCCCACUCCUGACACUAUACCAACCACACUCGCGCAUCGUGGUGCACCUGCAGGUAAUCUGCCCCAGACUUCUGCAAGGCACUUGUUGACAGAGAGGAAAAUGGACUCUGUUCAAACUCAUGGAGCAGUAGAGUUACAAUACGAAACACAGGGGGACAAACCUAUAGAACAUCAACCAUUUAGUGAUCAAAUUGGGACAGGCCAGCUUCCUGUUGAUGAUACUGAUGGCAUGCUUCUCAUGCAACAUAGACCAAAGGUUGCAGAAGAGAGAAUGGCAGUCCAGAAUUCAUCUUCUGAGAGUCAUGUCAGUUCUGAUCAGUCCAUUGAUCGCCAACUACUAGAUGAAGUAGUUCAUGAUGUCUCAGGGACUAUCCCUGAAGAAGAUUCUGCAAUAGACUGGCUAAAGAGAGCAAGAGAAUACCAACAGAGACUACUAGAAAGGCAGAAAGAAAGCCAAGACUCGCUGCUUCAUGCCCAGAUGAAGCUGCAUGAGCGUAGGGAGAGACUAAUACAGAAUUACCCUGAUGUUAAACUUCCAGACUAUGUGCCUUACACCUUUCAAAAUGAAAUUAGCAAAACAGACUGGCUACCUACUGGCCAUUUCACAGAAACUUUGACACCUUCAGUUGGAGAACACCAAGACACAAGGACACUUAAUAGAGACGGUGCAGCGAACAGGUAUGAUACAGGAUUCACUAUUCAACCAAGUAGUAGUAGAGGCCAACAGACACUAUCUGCUCAUGAGUCUCCAUUCAUGAGCUCUGAAGAAGGUGCAAGUCAUAGAGUUAAUGGUCAUCAAGUGGGUUAUGGAGAAACUAUUCAACAUAUGGAAAGCAGAAUGGAGUCUCCUUCAAAAAGGAGAUUAGACUUUAAUCAGGAACCUGACCAAUAUACAGAAGGCUCUCAGUUUGCUCCAAUGACCGAGGAAGCUGUUUCUCAGACUUCUGCUGAAGAAAGUGAGAACCUUGGCAUUGUGAGGAAAAGUGGCUUGGAGGAUAUUAAUGUGUCUUAUGUGCACGAUACGUCUGAAGAGAGAAAGGACACCAGAAAAGAGACUGAAGCUGACAAGGCCCUUAGAAUUCGUCAUCAGCAAUUGUUGGAGGAGAAGAGAAUCCUUGAAGAGAGACAGCAUGCUCAGCAAUUGAGGCUGCUACAGAAGCAGAAAGAACUUGCAGAUCAGAUUGAACAACAGCAGAGGAGGUACCAGGAAAGAAUGAAAGCAGCCAAGGUUAGUCCUCCUUCAAAAGGACCACCUUUGCAGCAUUCUCCAUCCAUUCCACAGGGUAUUCUUAGAAAGAGUGGUGUUGGAUCUCAUCCUGAGUCCAGCACAGGACAGUUCCAAUCAUCAUCUGGAGUUGAAUUUGAAGGGACUGAAAGUCAACAUAUUGAUAUGAGAAGAAUGCUACAGGGUCAGGUUUUCAAACCUCAAGAUCUCCUGCAUCACCUUCAAGCAUCACAGAGCUUUGGAGUUUCAGAACCAGAGGACGAGUCUGAUGUUAGCCAGCAAUCUUCUUCAAGAACACCGGGAGGCACCAUGGAACGUGGUAACAUGAUGAUGGGUGUGCUGAAACCACAUGAAUUGCUCCCCCACCUCCAGACCCACUUCACAGAUUCUGAAGGUUCACUACAAGAUAAUAGCCCAUCAUCCUCUUCUGGCCUUCAAGAACAGUCUUUAAGAGGAACAAAUUCUGUUGGACAGAAUAUUCAAACAUUCAGUGGAGGCCAUUCCCACACUGAAUAUAUGCAAACUUCAGGUUUGAGUGAGGGUACUCUUGAUAUGGACUCAACAGCAUCACACAGCCUACAGCAUACAGGGUCUGUGGGUGGUAACCUCUUUGGACAAGUGUUUAGGCCUGCAGAUCUUAUGGCAGAACUAAAAGCCAUAAACCAACAAGUUGGAAGACAGGACUCAUUUGAAGGCCCUACUGACUUCACACAGUCAAAGUCCAGGGAGUGGAGACCAACAAUUCAAAGUGGUACAUUGAGUGCAUCAGAAGAGUUUGAUACAAGGUCUGGACUGUAUCAGCUUUCAGGAUCCUUCCAUGGUCAAACUACUGUAGGUCGGCUAUCUACAGGAGUCUUCAGUGAAGGUUCACAAGAAACCAGUGAGUUUAGUGGUGCUAGAAAAGGUCCAAAGGGAGUCUACAAGGAACUUCUGCAAGGUCAUGUAUUUAGACCAGAUGAUCUACUCCCUCAUCUACAGAACCCUUCUUUACAAAGUCUAGAUGGUUCAUCACUGCCAGAACCCCAUUUAUCAUCUACUCUUCAACAUGCUGACACUCAUGAAUAUUCUUAUGUGCAGCGGCCUGAAGGAGAUGGAAGUGGCAGUGAACAACUGCCACAAACCUUUGGACAGUUGAGCCUGACCUAUGAUGAUGACACAAUUCAUGCUGCCUCUCCAGAUCUUGAUGAUAGAGUUCCUAUCCAAAAUGACCAGCCUCCAGUUCCUAUGUUCUUACCUAUGGCUGUGGGAACGCAUCCUGCUCAAGGUUUGCAAGUAACAAGGUCCAGACGCCCUCCUCCUGCCAAUCUUCACCAGGUUGCCAUGCUCCCUGAAAACAUGGGACCUCAUGAACUGAGCACUAUUAUAGAAAUGGAGACAUCCGCAGAUGAGAGAAUGCAUAUGCUUGGAGUAAGUGCAACUCCUCGGAAUGUGGUAUCCAGAUCAGAUGAAAAAGCACCCCAUCCCAAUUAUCUGUCUGGAACGGAAGGUAACCUGGGAGAGAGGUUGCCCACAUUUGGUGGUCCUGCAACAGUUGGAGAAAGCUCGCAGGCAAGUCAGGAGAUUGUCAUGGACAGAAGUGGCAUUGAGAUACAACCAGGGAUGCAGACUCCAGAUAAAAGCAGGGGUGAUGCUGCUAGCUCUGUCAUUCAGAUUUCACAACCAUUUGUGGCAGGUAUGGAAAAUGAACUCUUUACUACUCCUGAAACAAGGAUACCUCACUUGACAUCAGAUUUGCAAGCAAGAGAUGUGAGUGUAACUGCUACCACUCUCUCAGAACACACCCUGGAGGAUGAAAGUAUUGCAGAUGCCAGUGAUGUUGAUCACCAUAGUGACAGACAAAGAAGAACCUUGACAGGGGAAUUGCAUGGAUCAUAUGGUACAGAUUUAAAUGUAAGAUUCCUGGGUGUGCAUAGAGGUGAACCGGCAGGACAAAGCAUGCGAUGGAAGGACUUGUUAUCUGAUGAAUCAGCAGCAUCAAGUAGUAGUGAUGGAUUAGAUAGAGGUGGAAUGGAUACUCUCCAACAGUCAGUUCCUGUAGGUGAAGACACUAAUGAAUUUUUACCUAUGCUGGAAUUAGAAAAUACCACAAUGGCAACUCAAGAUUCCAUUCAUGAUCACUCCAGUGAAGCCAAAGAUGGCACUGGUUUUCAAUCUCAUGCUGAAAGUGAAUUGGGAAACAUUCAGAUGCAGAAGCAUCUAGCUGCUGGCCUGAAUCUAGCUUCCAGUUCCAGUUCCAAUGGUCAGAACAAUGGUUCCACUCCAAGGCUGCCAUCACAGGAGGAGUUCACUCCAUCCAGUAGUUCCAAACUUAGCACCGUCAUAGGCGCAGCAAUGGGAGAGGAUUCAUCCGGUCCACCUAGUGAUGACAAUGACUCACCUUUGUUUGUUCCAAAAUCAUCUCAGCACCUCGAGCAGUUUCAUUUCCAUGGUCUAGGUACCCAAAGGAGUGCUCAUACAGAAAGAAAGGAACAAGUAAUCAUUGAUACCCAUGAUGAUAGAGUUUUACAUUCACAGGACUCAGUGGAAUCUAGUAGAUCAACCUCACCAGGACAGAUGCAAUCUGAACCAUCCACUGAAGUCCUGAGACCAUAUGAGACAAAAGAUCAUUCAGCUAUAGGCUGGAGACAGGGAUCUCUUAGAGAUCGAGAUGUAAGAACAGCUGCUUCACAGGAGGAGUAUAUUAAGGAUUUGCUAGCUUCUUUGCCACAUGGGAGACAGAGAGGUAUAACAAUGCCCCUUUUCUCUGACGUCUCACUGAGUGGUUACAGCAUGUCUCAAGAUGGCUCAGUCUCAGAGAUGAGGUCACCGGUCAAAGGCAGGGAUAUGACAUCACUUCAGCCAAACCUGGGGACCAGUGCUCAGGAACAGGUCCACCGGCAGCUAACCUUAGCUGGAGCAUCGUACCCUGAAGACCAGACCUUCCCUUCUCUAGAUGACAUUCAGAUGGAGACGGGGAUCCUGGAGGAGCCGGAGCUUACCUUUGCUUCAUCCCUGAACACCACUGCCGACUCCAUUCUCCAGGCUUCUAGGAUAGCAGCUCCAGCUGGUUUGGAGCCUCAAGAGCAUCAGGAACCUUCGACACUGGACUUGUCACAAUCAUCACAAGCGAGUGUCUCAAGGUCUCUACUGUCCUUCCAGCAGCAUGAACAAGAACUUCUUGAAUCCAGUCCUCUAGCAUCAUCCAGGGUCACCAGGUCAGAAAGUCAUCUCAAGGUCACACAGAGUCUGACCAGCACCACUCAUGUGAGGGUGACCCAUUCUGAAGGUCAAGUGAAGGGCAUCCACCAGUCAACCAGCCAGCAGGCAAGCGUGACAGAAUCUGCAGGUGAAUUUGGUGUCACUCGGCAAUCUGACAGUGAUGGGCCGAUUUCAUUAGGGGAGCCAUCUGGAAGUCAUGACAGGCACACCAGUGUAGCAGCCUCUGGGUCUGGUCCAGUCUCACUCCAAGAGGCUUUCCAGCAACGUAAGAAAGCUUUCAUCCAAUCAUCAGAAUCCCGUAAGAAAGAAAUCAAAGAUCAUGCUCAGACUAGGAGCCAAGAAUCCACUGCCUUUGCCAAGACGAUCCAGGACUGGAAGAGGUCAAAGGUCAAAGAACAGAGGAAGCAAGCUACAGUGAAGAAAGCAAUAAAGAGCAAAACUGACCAGUCAUCCACUGCCAGUAGCUUGAGCUCAACAUUGAAAACAAGAACAGACAGAAAUACAGUUCAGAAAGAAAUGAAAGAAAGGAAUCUCAGGCUUUACAACCAACUUGAAGAGGUUAAGAAGCAGAAAGCUGAGAAGGAACGUCAAGAUUCGUAUGCUGCAAAUAGACAGAAGAAGAAAGAAUAUGAGCAGAAACUGCAAGCCAAAAGACUGAAGCGGACUUCUUCUCUUGAGAAAACAAAAAAGGACAAAUAAGAUGGCACAGCUAUUUCUUGUCUUGUAAAAGUGUUCUAUGUUAAGAUGUGGAUGCAUUGUUAUGAUUCAUUAUGGAUUAUAAUUCAACACCAUCAAUAUCGUCAUCAUCAUCCUUAUCAACAUUAUCAUAAUCAUCAUCAUACUCCUCAUCACCAGCAUCAUUAUC